CAGCCCCAGCAGACCUCAUUUCAAAGGGAGAGAAACUCGAGUUCAGACGUGUGGAGAGAGGUCACUACAGAGGAGCAGCCAGCCAGAAAAUACAAGUGAGAGGAUGGGUGCUGCUGGAGUUCAAAUAGUUGCUGUUGCCCUCACCAUCGUGGGGCUGGUGGCAGCCAUCAUCUGCUGUGCACUGCCCAGGUGGAAGGAGAGCUCAUUUUCAGGAGACAACAUUGUGACAGCCCAGGUGACGCAAGAGGGCCUUUGGAUGUCCUGUGUGGUCCAGAGCACAGGGCAGAUGCAGUGCAAGAUGUACGACUCCAUGUUGGUGUUGGCCAGAGACCUGCAGGCUGCCCGAGCCAUGGUCAUCAUCAGCUGUGUCCUGUCCAUUCUGGGCCUCCUCGUCACCUUUGCAGGCUCAGACUUCACCACCUGUGUAGAAGAGGGUCCUGCUAAAGGGAAAAUCGUCCUGGUCUCCGGAAUCAUGAUCAUUGUGUCAGGCCUCAUGCUCAUGGUGCCAGUUAGCUGGUCUGCCAACACAGUCAUCAGUGCCUUUUAUGAUCCCAACAACCCCCGCAAAAUGGAGCUGGGACCCUGCAUCUUCCUGGGUUGGGCAGCCAGUGUGCUCUUCAUUAUUGCCGGAGGACUUCUUUGCUUCUUUCGGCCCAGAGAAAGCAACAGCAACUACUCUGCCAAGUAUUACUCCGGGCAGCAGCCUGCAUCAGCACCUACGAAAAACUACGUAUAGGGGGCAACUCUGCCCUCCUGCCAGCCUCCCCAGAGCUGAAGUGUCAUCAGGGGACUCUGCUAGGCAUUUCAUGCCAAAAAGGGGUAAACAGGAACUCCAUCUGCUCUGCAUGUGGACGGCUGCCCCAGUCUGGUGACCACUCAAUUCCUGCUGCAUCUGUGUAUUUGCUUUGUGCUAUUUUUUGUGAUAAAUCUGUAACAAGAAUAAAACUCUGAUGCCUCCUUA
Molecule: messenger RNA, 961 nt
Organism: Polypterus senegalus (gray bichir)
Lineage: Eukaryota; Metazoa; Chordata; Cladistia; Polypteriformes; Polypteridae
Product: claudin-4-like
Exons: 2
Coding region: 104-736 (210 amino acids)
Biological process (GO): cell adhesion; bicellular tight junction assembly
Cellular component (GO): bicellular tight junction; plasma membrane
Molecular function (GO): structural molecule activity
Source: RefSeq, a predicted model, not a curated record